AUGGCAGAUAAACGGCGAGUUGACAGCCUUGCUGUCGAUUUUCUCCUUUUCGCUGGUCUUCUAGCUACCGGUGCCUACGUCAUACGCCAGGUAAUAUCGAACGUCAUCGCCGACCCCGAACGCGAGAAGCAUGAACAGGCAAGCCUUCGGGCGAAGGCUCACCUUGAACGCCUCCAACGUGAGAAUGACCGCAAGAGAUCAGCAGACAACGGCUCAGAGGAUGCUUCUCAGCGAGGACCGAGAGUGGAAGAUCUAGCGCUCAACCAGUACGAAAAUAUUGUUGCGAUGGACAUGGUAGCGUCUCAGGAUAUUCACGUUGGCUUCAAUGGUGAGAGCGUAGCCUAUCGCCGACUGGAACAAAAACUUGCUGCUAACAUUUGGGAUAAGACAUCGACGAAUGCCCAAAAAUUCGCGGUUGCCCUUCCCGGUGCGGAGCAGAGGCGCCGUAUCCUGCAACUUGUCCUAUCCGAUACUAAAACAGACCCUGAAGAGUUUAAUCUGGAUUACAUCGUCAAAGUUACCGCUGGCAUGUCUGGCAGCGAUCUUAGGAGGCAUGCCGCGAUGCAGCAAUGGCGCCAGUAA
Molecule: messenger RNA, 582 nt
Organism: Parascedosporium putredinis
Lineage: Eukaryota; Fungi; Ascomycota; Sordariomycetes; Microascales; Microascaceae
Source: the annotation of a GenBank genome assembly